Messenger RNA from Anoplopoma fimbria (sablefish), 3442 nucleotides. It is a transcript of the gene cd34, whose product is annotated as CD34 molecule. Gene Ontology annotation, cellular component: membrane. The coding region runs from base 131 to 1075 and encodes 314 amino acids. The transcript is spliced from 8 exons. Gene Ontology annotation, biological process: cell adhesion. Lineage: Eukaryota; Metazoa; Chordata; Actinopteri; Perciformes; Anoplopomatidae. The record is from RefSeq and is a predicted model, not a curated record.
CGCUCACUUAGACCUCACAGGAAACUCCCGACUCCCCCGGCCCUCACACACUCACUCGUUAUCACUCACCACACUUUUUUUUUUUACUCUCACACAGUCCCACCGGCUGCACUGAGUCUGACCAGAGAGGAUGGCUGUGUCCAUGUGGAGAAUGAAUGGCCCCUGGAGAAGGAUGGCUGGAGUUCUGGUGCUCUGUGCUCUAAUGCUCAACAAUGAGGUGAUGUGUCAAAAUAGUACAGCAACAGGUGCACCUGCGCUACCUACAGACACUGCUACGACGGCUGCCGCUACUGCCCCAGAUACAGGUGCUACUCCAAAAGCUGCUGCUGCUUCUGCUGCUCCUGCAGAAAUUACACUCUUGACAACCAUUGGAGGCAUUGUUCCUGAUAACAGCAACGUUGGAGACACCUCAGGCAUCAUAGGCACCACUGCUGCCCCCAUCAUCCAAGAUAACGUUGUCCCAGAUGUCUCCCACAUUGUUAGGACAGUGGUGCCCGGUGUGGUGUGUGUCGGAAAGGAGGACAUUCCAGAAAGUAAUGCUGUCAGGGCUGUGGUGAAAACAGAUGAUUGUCAAGCAACUAAAGACAUUAUUCAGAAGAACCCUGCAAGCUGGUGCCACAAGGAAAACUGUAAUAUAAAAAUCUUCCAAGACGGCAACACAGCGCUGGUGGCGAGUGAUGAUGCUAACUUGGAUACUUUGGCUGAAGCACUCAAGAGUGAAAAUCUGAAAGAAAAGCUGGGUGUGACAAAGACUGAGACCCCGCCUUCAUCAAGUUCCGCUGUCUUUGUGGGAAUACUUGUCUCUGGUCUGCUUGCUGCCCUUGGAAUCAUUGUAGGUUACCUCAAAUGCCCACGCAGGACUGACACCAAGGGAGUGAGGCUGGCAGAGGAGGCCUAUCCAGCAGAUCAGGAGAACCAGGGAAACACUCUUGUAUCUGUGGCCCCCCUCAACCCCCCUCCAGAAGCCCCGGAGAAACCCAGCGUAAAUGGAGAGACCCCGGAGGCAGACAAGGCCCAGCCUCCUCCUCCCACCAACGGCCACUCCACCACAAAGACAGCGGACACCGAGCUGUGAAACAGUCUACAAAUAAUUGUAGCACAGGAACGACCCCCAAAAACAUAAAACCCAUCCACAUAAACACACACACACACACACACACACACACACACACACACACACACACACACACACACACACACACACACACACACACACACACACACACACACACACAUACACACGUACACAAACAUCCAAACCCAAACCCACCCCUCUUCUGAAUCCACUCCUUCCCAACCACAGUGAGUUCACUUCGAAGUGGACAUCAGGGACUAGAACAAUUUCCUACAUCAACGCUCUUCUUGUUAUGGUCCCCUUGCCUCCCUCUCUUUAGCUAUGUGCCUCAAUAAAUAUCAGGAAAACUAGUCUGACGAUGAUGGCGGUGAUGAAUGAGGUUGAUUAUGACGAAGGCUAAGUCCCUGGGUUGUUGACGGCAGUUAAGCUGGAGACGAGAGACAGGAGAUGGGCAGUUCAGGGUGGGAAGAGAGUGUAUUCGAGCAUUAGUCAGCACUGGUUCCCAUGGAGCCUGCAGCCUUUGGAGUCCAAGCCAUGUGCUGUCAACACUUAGCACGGUCUCUGCAUGUCGUCAAGUCUAACGCUACGACCAACCGUCCACCAGUAAAUACACCAUAAGCACAUCAAUGAAAUUGUUCCUCAGUUUAGUGUAUAGCCAUAACAGACUGAGGGGAAAUAAAUCACACUGCCUUGAAAAUCUGUGUACAAACUCAGAGAGAAAAUCCAUUGGACUCUGAUCUUGUUUGUCUGAUUGAGUCAUUGAUUGUGGAUGUGUGAGAAUGAACGUGCUGCUUUCAAAUCUUGCAUGUGUGUGUUAGUGUUUACUUGCAUCCGUACUGUGCCUGGACUGUAUGUGUAUCCAUACAUGCAUCUAAGCUUCCCUUGCUUACUGUAUCAGGGUUCCCACAUGUAAGCUAAGAAUAAACUACAAGGCUAUCUAGCAGAACUCUCCAAGACGGAUAGCAUUGCAGUCUGAAAUGGCUAAGUUAUGUUCAGGAUCAUAUUAAUUCAAAUGUAGUUUAUUGAGUAGCAAUGGUUUCAAAUGUGUAUUGAGCAUUGUUGAGAGAGUUAGAUAAUAAGGAAUCAGACCAGGGGUCAAAACAACGAAUGGAAGCACAAAACAUUGGCUAAAUGCUGGCAAACAGUACUUUUUUUCUUUGCACAAAUUGUGCUGCAUUGUUAAAAUAUAACGGACCAUGACAUGACAACUCGUGAUUAGCCUCGUUAAAGACUCCACUUUAUAUUACUAGUAAAUUGGAUUUAAGAUUGGUAUGAUACACAGAUAAGAAUUAGUGGCAAUUAAUUAUCCUAGCAAACUCGACUCUACCUUUGAAUCCAUUAGUCAUAAUUUCUAAGCUUAAGAAAAGAUGAUUUAUUUGAUUAGUUAUAGUUAUUGACUAUGCCAUAAGACUACCACAGAAAGGAUCAUUGUAGCGUCUGGAGAGAUCCUUGUCAGCCAAACCAGAUCAUCAAUAAAAAUGUCCUGGAAGAUUCCUGGAAAAUUAUCUUUGGAAAAGUGUGGGAACCCUGUGUUUGUAUGGACGUGUGGUUGAUGACAAGUGAUUUUUGAUCAAGUAUGGAAGUGAAUGAUAAAUCUGAAUGUGACAUUAGCCAUGAAAAGUGUACAAUAUUGUGAAAAUGAUGGCUCACUGAGAUUCCUGCGGUGAGACGAAAGAAGUGUGGAAGUUUAAAUCACCUUAUUUUCUUGAAGAGGUUUAGCCUCAAGGAAUUCUCCCAUCUAUCACUGCAAACUGUGGUGAUCAAUCACAAAGCCAACAGGCCUCUUUACAUCAUGAGACUUACUGUCUGACCAACAGACUCAUAAAGGCCUCAGAUGCAGAGCCUCUUACUGUCAACUCUGCCCAGCCAUUUGUCAGUGUUACUCUCUUUUCAAUAUACUGUGUAUGCUCUUUUUACUAUCAGUAUUCUAUUGAGCAGUGUGUAUAGUAUGAUGACUUUUUUUGUCUUGUUUUUAUUUUUUGUUUCUUCUGUAUGCCAAAGAACUUCAUUUCAUAUCUUAUGUUGUGCUAAACAUGUGUACUUCUGUGACACCUCUAUAACAUCCAGGCCAUAUAACACAAAGAAAUGUGUCUAAGGGCUGUUAGAAGGAAAAGUCUAACAUCCAAAAUCAGUUUGUUUGUCCUGUAAAUGACGUUUUUACUGACAUACCGAACAUCAAAUACAAAAGGAACUUGCAAUAUUUUGUAGUUGAACCAGGGAAAAGGAAAAAUAUUCAGUUAUAUAAAUGGAACGUCUUGCAUGGAUUUCUGCUUCCACUCCAUUUUUUCUUUUCAUUGCUAACAUUCCAAUGUGACUGUUUCAUUUUACUAGCACCCUGUAGUUAAAUUUGAUUAAAACAUGAAGAAA